CCCAUCAAAGCAGCCAUCUCUCUCCUUCACAUUCCAUUUUCUCACUUCUCCAAAAAGCUCUGCACUCUCUCAAACAGAAUGUUCAUGGGGAAAAUGAGUCCUUUGGGAAUUUUCAUGUUGUGUUUCACUGCAAUGGCCUCUUCUGUUCAUGGAUAUGACGCUGGAUGGAUCAACGCUCAUGCCACUUUCUAUGGUGGAAGUGAUGCUUCGGGAACUAUGGGUGGAGCUUGUGGGUAUGGUAACCUCUACAGCCAAGGAUACGGGACAAACACUGCUGCCUUAAGUACCGCACUGUUCAACAACGGUCUUAGCUGCGGCGCGUGUUUCGAGAUCCGGUGUCAGAGCGACGGCGCGUGGUGUUUACCUGGUGCUAUUGUCGUCACAGCCACCAACUUCUGUCCUCCCAACAACGCUCUCCCUAAUAACGCUGGUGGUUGGUGUAACCCUCCUCUACGCCAUUUUGAUCUCUCUCAGCCUAUCUUCCAACGCAUUGCUCAUUACAAAGCUGGUGUUGUCCCUGUUUCUUACAGAAGGGUUCCGUGUAAGAGAAGAGGAGGAAUAAGAUUCACAAUCAAUGGUCACUCUUACUUUAACCUUGUCUUGGUUACUAACGUUGGAGGCGCUGGAGAUGUUCACUCUGUUGCGGUUAAAGGUUCGAGAACAAGGUGGCAGCAAAUGUCAAGGAACUGGGGACAAAACUGGCAAAGCAACAAUCUUCUUAAUGGUCAAGCGUUAUCCUUUAAGGUUACGGCUAGUGAUGGUAGAAUUGUCGUGUCUAACAACGUUGCUCCUGCUAGUUGGUCCUUUGGACAAACUUUCACCGGCCGUCAGUUCCGUUGAAAGUGUGUCUAGUUCGGUCUAAUAUAGUUUAGGGUUUGUGGUAGUGUCGUGGGGAGAGAAAAGGAGGGUUUGUGGCUUUUUAGGGUUUUAUUUUAAGAGCCAUUAAACUUCUUUCAUCUCUGGGGGUAUAAUGGAGAAGAGGGCUUAUUUUAAGGGCUCUUAUAGUCAUUUUAAGGGUUAGGGUUUUAGUUAGUAGAGUGCUGUGUGCAUCUUUUAGCAAAGGGACCUCAUGUUUCACCGAUGGUUUCCUUUGUUUUAUCACUUUUUAUUGUCUUUUUUUUAAGCUUCUGUCUUUUGGUUUAAACCGGUUAUAAAGCAGAAGUGGCUAGGGGCUGAGAUGGUAUUUCACCACCCGCCAUGUUUUUUUCUUUCUUGGGUUGUUUUUAUGUUAUGCAGUUGUAAUGAAAAUGCUGAGUAUGAUCAGCCUGUUAAGUGUUUUGUUAACUGAGUAUGAACAUUAUGUGUGUUUUGUGUGA
Messenger RNA from Eruca vesicaria subsp. sativa (arugula), 1316 nucleotides. The record is from the annotation of a GenBank genome assembly. NCBI's taxonomy places the organism in Eukaryota, Viridiplantae, Streptophyta, Magnoliopsida, Brassicales, Brassicaceae.